Molecule: messenger RNA, 1679 nt
Organism: Xyrauchen texanus (razorback sucker)
Lineage: Eukaryota; Metazoa; Chordata; Actinopteri; Cypriniformes; Catostomidae
Product: chromobox protein homolog 7-like
Exons: 7
Coding region: 35-808 (257 amino acids)
Biological process (GO): negative regulation of transcription by RNA polymerase II
Cellular component (GO): PRC1 complex
Source: RefSeq, a predicted model, not a curated record
CAGCGGAAGAGAGGGAAGGGGAACAAGUUAACCAAUGGAACUGUCAGCAAUUGGUGAGCAAGUCUUUGCUGUGGAAUCAAUCAUUAAGAAAAGAGUUAGAAAGGGUCAUAUAGAGUAUUUUUUGAAGUGGAAGGGCUGGCCUCCAAAGUACUGCACAUGGGAGCCAGAGGAGCACAUCCUAGACCCUCGACUGGUUUUAGCCUACGAGGAGAAAGAACAAAAAGACAGAUCAUUGGGCUGGCGUAAAAGAGGGCCAAAACCAAAACGACUGCUCUUGCAGAGCAACAUUUACCCAAUGGAUCUACGCAGUGCACACCAAGGUACAGAGAGUUCGUCUGCACAACUGCCACUCUCAGUGACACGAUCGCUUGCCCCACAAUUCAGCGUUGUGGAUGAGAGGUUCCACUCCACAGGGACAUGCAUAUAUCACGGAUUAACCCAGCACAAGAGAAAGAAGAAAACAUCUAGAGAGACUUCCGAGGAAGAAUGGGAUAGAAGGGAAGAUGAUUAUGAUGAUGAUGAUGAGGGGGUUAUGGAAGAAGAGGAGGAGGAGGAUGAGGAAGACACAAGACAGGAAGGGACUAAAACUGGCAGCAACACUUUAAACAAGCAUAUCAGGACAGGAGGCUGGAGUCCAACCACUGAUUUCGAGAAAACAACUGUAUCUCCUUUGCCAGAGCACUGGAGUCCAGUUAUGGGCCCAGAGGAGGUAACUGUGACUGAUAUCUCCAUCAACUCAAUAACAGUGACUUUUAGAGAGGCCUUGGUUGCAAGGGGAUUCUUCAGGAGCUUGGAGCUCGAGUUCUAAUAUGACAAGGAGAAGGUGAGGAUGGUGAGAGUGAAAGACAGUUGGUACAUCCUUUUUAGCAGUGUUUUUUAUUAUGUUGUUGCAUGGCUUCCGGCAAUGUUUCAGUAAGAAAAGCCUGUUCAGACUUAUAUUUGCACCAAUAUUGUUCUGUUGCACCAUUGUGCACUGUUCUAGUGCACUAUUAAACCCUCCAAAAUGCUUUCAGGAUUGUGUUCAGAUCACAGAAAAGUUUUUAUCAUUUAAUGCUUUUAAAUUACCCAAUAAUGUGAGAGUUUGACAAGAUCUUGAAAUUCUCAAUGAUAGGCAUUUUCAUAUUAUCCAUAAAAAAAGUUAUUGCCAGUUCACCGAUGCUGGUAUGUAAUACAGUGUUCUAUUUGCCUGUGUUGUGCAGUGAAGUUUAGAGAUUCAUCUAACCAAGAUGAACUCCAUUUGGUGUGCCCAUGUACUUGCAUAUUAACAGUGCUAGUACAAAAUAUUAAUUAGUACAAUUAAAUAAUCUUAAAGACAAGCUGUCAUAUAUGUUUCCAUAAAUAUACACAUUAAAUGUAUGUAUAUACUGAAUAUAUACUUGGUAGAAUCGACAUAUACUUACACAGAGAGUAUUCUAAUCUUGACUUACAAUUAUGUGCAGUGCUGUAGAAUGUGAUACUAAAAAUAUUAUGAGGCCACAGGGUUACUGUUGGUUACCUGGUAAAGCAUGGCACUAGCGACAUCAAGAUCAUGGGUUUGAUUCCCAGGGAACACAUAAACAAAUAAAAUUGUGGAUCUUGAAUGCACUGUAAGUCGCUUUGUAUAAAAGCGUCUGCCAAAUGCAUAAAAAUGUAAAUGUAAAAAAAAAAAAGGAAAUAUCUGAAAUUCAACAAUAAAAAUG